Tetrahymena thermophila SB210 is the source of this 1002-nucleotide messenger RNA. Its product is annotated as TatD family hydrolase. NCBI's taxonomy places the organism in Eukaryota, Ciliophora, Oligohymenophorea, Hymenostomatida, Tetrahymenidae. The record is from RefSeq and is a predicted model, not a curated record. The transcript is spliced from 6 exons.
AUGCUUUAGACUUUAUCAAAUUGCUACGAAAUAUGUUACAAUCCAUUAAAUAACUCAAAAUCAAAAUAGCUUUAUUCAAUUCCAAGAGGAUAGCGUUUUCAUGACACCAAGAUUAACUGUGAUAAGUACUAUAAUCUACCAGAAAUAAAAAAUAAUAGAGCAACAAGUUUUGGAUAUGGUACAAAAACUGAUUUUAGUAAACUUGCUCCUAUUACUCCUGGAUCAGUUUACAAAAUUAAUACUAUGUUUGAUACUAAGCAUGGAUAUUCUUUUAAAUUAAAUAGAGAGCAAGUAAAAUGCGGUGCUAUACCGAUUGGAAAUAAAAAUCCUUCUCCUUAGCAUUAUCGUGCCGAAAAGAGCUAUUUAAGUAAUAUUUCUUACACAAUGAGGGCAUUAACUCCAAAAUCAGAUGAAAAGAAUACAAAUAGAUUCUCACCUGGACCUGGUAAGUAUAACGAUUAGCUAGCAUUAAGUCCCUAAGGUAGAUACUUUAAUGCAAAAUAUAGAGAUACGAAAUAUGGAGGACUUAUUAAUCCUGAACAGAAACUAAGUUAAACAAGAUUAACACCUGGCCCAGGCUAGUAUUAAGAUAAGGAUACCCUCUCUCCUGAUGGACUAUACAGAAAUUCUAAAUACUUAAGCUAAUCUAGAACCAAAUUUGCAACCACACCCCGUAAACCAAUUAGAAAUAUUUCUUAUGGACCUGGCCCUGGUGGGUAUAAACUGCCAAGUGAUUUUGGGUAGUACGGUUCUAGCAGAGCAUAUAGCGGUGCAAAUCUAUCUUUUGAAAAGUCUAGAAGGGGUUCUAUUAAACACAAUUCUUCUUUUUUAGGGGAUGACUUUAUGAAAAGAAGCAGGUCUAAUUUGAAAAAAUCAUUGACUCAAAAUUUCUAUACUUCAUCUCUAGAAAACAGCUUUAUUAAGUAAGAGUAAAUAUAAAUUUCAGAUAAAAAGUAAGGAAAUAGAAAAAAUUACCACACUAUAAAAAAAGUAGUCAUUUGA